This is a messenger RNA of Saccoglossus kowalevskii, 569 nucleotides long. RefSeq names its product limbin-like. The record is from RefSeq and is a predicted model, not a curated record. Gene Ontology annotation, biological process: smoothened signaling pathway. Gene Ontology annotation, cellular component: ciliary membrane; plasma membrane protein complex. Lineage: Eukaryota; Metazoa; Hemichordata; Enteropneusta; Harrimaniidae.
AAAAUAUAGAGGACUAAAUUCAAGAAUUUUACAGGACCGAGACUUUGAGUCUGGAGGACAGGGUAAAAGCAGCACUGAUCAAGGACAUUCCCGAUUCAAGUCUGACUCGGACAAAGAUGAAAGGAUUGUUGAAAGGCAAGAACAAAAAAGUCAAAUUAGCUCCACUUAACAAACAACAAAUAAAUGAAGGUUAUGAUGAUGAUGACGAUUACGAUAAUUCAUUCCACCGAUCCUCCAAACUACCAGACAUACCACAUCAACGACCGGACCCAGUUGGGCGAACGUCAACACCUGACAAUUUGGAUAGAGAUAUGAGACGCCAUUAUAUAGACAGCGAAGAUGAAAUUGACGACUACUUUGAACAGAGCAGUCGUCCAGUUCCGAGACCACGUGCAAGAGAUGAUGCUAACUAUACAUACUAAACGAAUUUACACCUAUUCUGUCUUAAAAAUCACCUCAUCACUCAAACGUAUUGGUAUCAGUUGCAUAACAAAACAAGUUUCAUUUAACUUAAAAAAAGAUGAUUGUCCAAAUGGAAGUCUUAACAUCUUGAAAUUGUUAUAAUCCGA